AUGGCGGCGGAGGGGUCGUCGGAGGCGGCGGUGCGGGAGGCGCUGUCGACGGAGAAGGCGUUCGAGCGGGAGAAGCUGCCGGCGUGGUCGGAGCAGAUCACGGUGCGGUCGCUGGUGGUGAGCACGGCGCUGGGGCUCUUCCUGAGCUUCAUCGUCAUGAAGCUCAACCUCACGUCCGGGAUCGUGCCGUCGCUCAACAUGUCGGCGGGCCUGCUGGCCUUCUUCCUCAUGAAGACGUGGACCAGCGCGCUGGAGCGCUGCGGCAUCUUCCCCAAGCCCUUCACGCGCCAGGAGAACACCGUCGUGCAGACCUGCGUAAUCUCCUGCUCAAGCAUCGCAUUCAGCGGCGGGUUCGGCACCUACAUCCUUGGCAUGAGCAAGCAGAUCGCCGAGGGCUUCGACGAGGCCAAGACGAGCAUCAACGUGGAGGAGCCGUCGCUGGGGCGGAUCAUCGCCUUCCUCUUCCUCGUCAGCUUCGUGGGGCUCUUCUCCAUCGUGCCGCUGCGCAAGAUCAUGAUCAUCAGCUACAAGCUCACCUACCCCAGCGGCUCCGCCACGGCGCACCUCAUCAACAGCUUCCACACGCCGCAGGGGGCGAUCCAGGCCAAGCAGCAGGUCUCCAUCCUCUUCAAGUCCUUCGCCGGCAGCUUCCUGUGGUCGCUCUUCCAGUGGUUCUACUCGGCGGGGCCCGGGUGCGGCUUCAGCUCCUUCCCCACCUUCGGCAUGGAGGCCUACCGGCGGCGCUUCUUCUUCGACUUCUCGGCCACGUACGUGGGCGUGGGGAUGAUCUGCCCCUACAUCAUCAACUUCUCGCUGCUGCUGGGGUCCGUCGUGUCGUGGGGGCUCAUGUGGCCCUACAUCGAGAGCAAGCGGGGGCUCUGGUACGACGCCAAGCUGCCCCGGAGCAGCCUGCACGGCCUCAACGGCUACCAGAUCUUCAUCUCCAUCGCCAUGAUCAUCGGCGACGGGCUCUUCAACUUCCUCGUCAUCCUGGUGCGGACCACCUACGACAUGUACCUGAAGCGGACCAAGCCGGCGGAGGCGGCGGCCAAGCCGUUCGCCGGCGUGGACAUCAACGAGCGCCAGGUGCUAAGCUUCGACGACCGCCGCCGGACGCAGGUGUUCCUCAAGGACCAGAUCCCCACCUCCAUCGCCACCGGCGCUUACGUGCUCCUGGCCGCCAUCUCCGUCGUUGCCAUCCCGCACAUCUUCCGGCAGCUCAAGCCCAAGCACGUGGUGUGGGCCUACGUUGUGGCGCCCGUCUUCGCCUUCUGCAACGCCUACGGCACGGGCCUCACCGACUGGUCCCUCUCCAGCAGCUACGGCAAGCUGGCCAUCUUCAUCUUCGGCGCCAGCAUCGGGUCCCAGGACGGCGGCGUGGUGGCCGGCCUCGCCGCGUGCGGGCUGAUGAUGGGCAUCGUCUCCACCGCCUCCGACCUCAUCCAGGACUUCAAGACGGGGUACCUGACGCUGACCUCGCCGCGCUCCAUGUUCGUGAGCCAGGUCAUGGGCACCGGGCUGGGCUGCAUCAUCAGCCCCGUCGUGUUCUGGAUCUUCUACAAGGCCUACGACAUCGGCCUGGAGGAGGGGUACCCGGCGCCCUACGCCAAGAUCUACCGGGGCAUCGCGCUGCUGGGCGUCAACGGGUGGAACCAGCUGCCCAAGUACUGCCUCCGCUUCUGCCUCGCCUUCUUCCUCCUGGCCAUCGCCAUCUGCGCGCUCAAGGAGGUGGCCAAGGCGCGCGGGUGGUGGCUGCAGGACUACAUCCCCAGCGCGCUGGGCAUGGCGGUGCCCUUCUUCCUGGGCUCCUUCUUCACCAUCGACAUGUGCGUGGGGAGCAUCGUGCUCUACCUGUGGAGCAAGUCGGACCGGGUGCGCGCCCACAUGUUCGCGCCGGCCGUCGCGUCGGGGCUCAUCUGCGGCGACGGCAUCUGGUCGCUGCCGUCCUCCAUCCUGUCGCUGCUCAACAUCAACCCGCCCAUGUGCCUCAGGGUCUUCUCCGCCGAGACCAACUAUCAGGUGGAGGAGUUCCUCUGGACGCUGCGCAACCCGGCGGCAACAUAGCCAUAGCGUGCUUUGCAUUGAUCAUUAUUAAUUCCAUUUCUUCAUUCCUUCCAAAUCAUCACCAGCUAGCUCUAAUUAAUUAUUAGUUUAGUGCAUGCAUGCUAGCUAAUUAUAUUAUUUGAUGAGUGCGCUAGCUAGUCUUGAUUGUACUUGUACCUACCUCGCUCUAGGGUCGUUAAGUUUUACAGACACAUACAGCAUAUACAUGUAUGUACUUUCUUAGCUUCUUCUUCAUUUUAAUUUGCUGGCUGA
This is a messenger RNA of Panicum virgatum (switchgrass), 2316 nucleotides long. Its product is annotated as probable metal-nicotianamine transporter YSL8. The coding region runs from base 1 to 2064 and encodes 687 amino acids. Gene Ontology annotation, molecular function: oligopeptide transmembrane transporter activity. Gene Ontology annotation, cellular component: membrane. The transcript is spliced from 3 exons. NCBI's taxonomy places the organism in Eukaryota, Viridiplantae, Streptophyta, Magnoliopsida, Poales, Poaceae. The record is from RefSeq and is a predicted model, not a curated record.